CUGGCAACGGACGUUUCUCCGAGAGUCGCGCCGCAGCAGGCCUUCGAGAGAGAACGGAACCAUCUCCGUUCUUCUUCUUUGGUUCUUCUUUUUCUGAAAAAGUGAGAUCGCGUGGUGUGAACAUCGGCUCUGGAAAGUGAUAUCGAGGCAAAAUGGUCUUCUUAAGCAGCAGACCAGCGCUAAGAGGAGUGGCUGUAGUGGUCGUGACGAUGGCGCUGUGGACAGGAGUCACCUGUGACUGCCCUAGGAUCAAGGACGUCAUUUCUCUCAGUGGAUCCUUCAGGUGUGAGAAGGAAUGUAUGUCCCAAGGAGGGAAAUCUGUCUACGGAACUCUGGUCUACGGAGAGGACUCUGACGCUUGCCUAGCUGGUCUUCACGCCGGAGCUCUGGGUCUGGACGGAGGAAUUCUCGUCGCCCAACGAACUGACAACCCCGAGAGACGCAUCCAAGCAACUUGCAGGAACCGAGUCUGUUCUCAAACCUUAAUGGCCAGUGGUCCUGUGUACACUAUGGGCAACGGAACAUUCAUGACUGACAGAGUCGGAGGCGACGUUCUGCUGAUCCACAACAAUUACGGAAACGAAGAACUGAACGUCCUGUGUCUGUCAGAAGACCCAAGGCAUGAAAUGUCCAGCGUGAGCAUCAGGAGGUGGAACUACGGAGAUAUCGGUGAACCGAAAGGAACGUUAAGGAGUCCUUCUAAAGUCAUCACAACUUCUUCCCAGAGUGAAAACCGCCACGCCUUCCACUGCUUGGGUAGAACCCCUGCUUCUGAUGUAUUUGCCCCUGUUAUAUUCAGAGAUGCCGAAUAUAAAACAACCCAGUAUACAUUCAGAGCAAGCAAGGGCGAUGCUCUCCAAGUGAAGUUCUCCCAACCAAAUCCAUUGCCAUUGGAUGCUAAUGCGAGACGUUUCCCAGGGGAGGAGGGUGAGAGAUCGACCUUGGACUAUGACAAUGUACAACCAGACGUCACUGCUCUUUACCUAGCAAGCAACUACAAAUCAGGGGCUUACUUUAACAUCAUCGUUAGAGAUUGUGAAGCAGGAAAGUUCGGUAAUAGGUGUCAACAUACUUGCCCAAAAUGUAAGAAUGGUGGCGAGUGCCACAGCAACACAGGCGAGUGCGUCUGCCCACCAGGAUUCACGGGGAACUUGUGUCAGAAAGCUUGUCCCAAAGGCUACAUUGGUAAUGACUGCGAGUUACAUUGCAGCGAAAAAGAGUUCCUCUUUAGGCUACCUGUGAUAGAUUCCUGUGAAGGACUCACGUUUUGUCUUCCUAGUCCACUAGGAUGUUCCUGUGCUGCAGGAUACAAAGGCGUGUUGUGUGACCAGUCUUGUGGCCUUGGGGAGUAUGGUGCUGGGUGCACUGGUAGCUGCCAAGAGAAGUGUCAAGCCAACGAUUGUGACCCAGUUACAGGAAAAUGUCCACCUUCGCUUCCUAAGAACAUGAAAGUUGAAGUGGCAUCUCCCAGAACUCUUACUUUGUCCUGGGACCGCACUGGGGACGAUGAAGAAGAGCACCAAGAUAAGCUAUAUUAUCAUGUUGGCUAUAAGUUACUGACCCACAUGAGCUGCGAUUACAAGGAGCAGAAUGAGAAAUGGAACAGGAUUAUCGUCGAAAACCAGCCUAUAGUCAUCAGCGGUCUCCAGGCUCAUGCGUCAUACAACGUCUGCCUCUAUGUCUUCCGAGAGUCGGACUCGAAGACAACUGCUGAGGAAUGUUACACAGCUGAGACUGGUGUAGAAGUGCCAACCGUGAAUGUUACCGAGCUUGUGUGCACCCCUGAUGGCUCUGAAAAUAUUCUGUGCUCUGCAACGAUAGAAGGAACCUGUGCUCAUUACAAUGGACCUAAUGCAGAGCUUUCCUUUUCCCUCUCGUACGAGGAUUGUAAUGGCACCAACGUUUUGAUCGAGGAAUCUGAGUUACUUCCUCCUGCUAUCGAUCAGUUCCAUAGCGGAGUCAUCAACCACAUCUUCUCUGGACUGAUGCCUGGCCAGAAGUUUGUGCCAGCAGUGAAAGUUAAACGAGUUCCAGUACCUGAACAACGAGCUGCAGUUCUUGUAUACACAGAGGAAAAAGCACCGCCACCUGUGAAGGAUUUGAAGGUAUUCCCCUUGAAUGAAACCGACGUGAAAGUGAUGUGGAAUGCCCCGUGUCCGUCCAAUGGCAAAAUCAUGGGCUACAACAUCACUGUCGAUGACGAAGUAUACGAAAUCUCUCCCGAAGACGGUGCUAAGUGUUCUGAUGUUGAGAGCUACCAGUAUUGUCUCACUAUCAGCCAUCUGAAAAUGGACAGCACUUACAAUGUACAGAUCACAGUUGGAACCUCGCAUUUCCAGAGCCAAGCGAGCGAAUUUGAAUUCAGGACCUUCGCAAAACCCGGUGAGCCACUACUGCAGAAGGAAGAACGUGACAGGAACGCCCUAGGCGUUUCCAUCAAGCCCCCGACCUUCACUGGAGGAAGAUUGCAAAACUGCACGGUUGCAGGACCGAAGGCCUCUUGCGUGAUACCUUACGAGGAAAACAUCAAGACUAUGAAGUGUGAGAUUAAGAAUCUGAAAUCUGGAACAAAGUACACACUCGAAGCUUACUGCUGCAACGUCAUGUUCUGUGGGGAGAAACUGAAGAUUGAGAUGGUCACAAGACCCUCUCCUCUAUUCCGAGGUUCUGCCCGAGUGGACGACAUCACCAAUUCCACCAUUCCCCUGAUCCUCCCGAAGCUCACCAACACAGGAGAAACCAAAAGCAACUUCGUGGUAUUCGUUAAACACAUUCCGAAAGAUGCGCAGAACCAAAGACAAGACCUGCGAAACGAGAGCCUCGAGAUUCUGAACAAUUACGAAAGAAGCAGACAAGGAAAAAAGGAUAACUCUCAAGACAACCCGUCGUGUGAUGAAUCGACUUGGAUUGCUGCGGUGCUUCCUGGAACGAAUGAAACGAUUGAAGUGGGAGAUGGAGGUGUUCAUGGAGGAAUUUAUAACUGUCCCUUGAAGCAAGGAGAAUCCUACUUAAUUGGAGUGCUUGGCAUUACAGAUUUGCAAGGGGAUCCUAAAUACCAGGAAACGGUCUGGCAACAGCUGGAGCCAGUGAAGCUGACGACGCAACCAGGACCGAAGGAGCAUCUGAUGCUCGUGAUCGUCUAUGUAGAAGGAGCGUUGCUCCUGAUCAUCGUCUUGGUAUUAAUCAUAAUCUUGUGCAGAUAUUGUAAUUCGAAAAAGGGGGAAGAGGCCGCUGUCAAGUUCACGAAAGCAGAGCCAGUGGUGGAAGGAGGAGAGGAACCAGCAUACCGAGCUGAUGUCUAGUGGUAGUGUUGAGGAACUCUGCCAUUGUAGUGUCAAUUCUUACUGGGGAAAGGUCCACGGACUCUGGUAUCUUGGUUGUAAGUUAACAGACGAACAGAUAGUUCUAGUUGGUAUCUGGAAGAUUUGAACUUGUACUGUGUAUAUACGUGAUGCUUGUUUAUGUAAUCCACGUUAGCCAGACUGAGUGGCGUCUACUACACCUCUUGUAACGAGAAGCCUUGGGACUUCUCUUUUUGCGGACACUGUUGGUCUAAAAUGUCUAAAUUACUACCCAGAGACAGUGCGGUCUGUCAAUUGAAGUUAAGCAAUUCUUGUAAAAAAUAUUCGUCAAUCUAUUCGACUUCCUUUCCUGAGAAAAUUUGAGGUAUAAUUACAAUGACUAAUUCCAGAUGAACACGAAUUCGUUUUUAACCCUCCAUUAAGGAAAAUAAGACCAGCAUUCAUCACAUUUCGGUCGACAAGUCCUUCUGUUUUAUACAACAGUACCAGAUGUUGUUAUUAACUUAUUUCUCGCCAAAAACUAUUUGUUAUGCAAUGAUUAUCACUACCAUAUUUUGUCCAUGACAGUUUUAGUCUGUUUAUUGCGAUAUAUUUUUAGGGAUUUUUGUAGAUAUUUAUUUUAGACUAUAACUGAUAAGCGCUUAAUUUUGCAAGAUCACCUUACUGCUUCCCAACCUUAAUUCCGCCUCAAAUACUAAAUCUAGGAGGAAAUAUCUAGGGAGCUUUAACUUGAAAUGGCGGCAGUAGCUUCUGUAUAGGAUUUACACUACCUAAAAAGCUAAUGAAAGGGAAUGAAAAGGUGUAAUUUUUAUACACACAAGACAAUAUAUUAUCAUUUACCGUAUAGCAAAGCGGAUCUAAGUAUGGGAGGCAGCAGGUUGGCUUCUAUUUUCAAAUGAAAUUGUUAUUAUAUGAUAAAGAAAUACUAAACCAUAAGAAGAUGAAGAUGAGGAUGGAGAGGUACCAGUCAUAAUGUAUUUAUUGGUUUGUCCUGAAACAUGGUCUAUCAUGAAGUGAUCCCUUUAUCAAAGAUCAAAAUUAGGCCGUUGUCAAAACCUUUCUCACAAUAACGGUAGAGAGAACAGUUCCACAGCAACGUCAUAAUUAACCGCAGUUUAUUUGAUUAAAGAAUUGCUUUGUGUUGCAACGAACUGUAACUAGAUAGUAACUAUCUUUACACAAAGGCCUUGUCAAACUGAACUGGAAGCCUUUGGCUAUAACCAAAGUACCUGAGGAGGAGGAGGAGUCAGGAGGGAUGAGGAGAGUAAGACCCUGGAAAACGAUAUCCAGGCAGCAUCAGUACCUGCAAGAUAGGGGUGAGUGGGUCAGCUGAUGAGCGGCUGUAAAGCGGCUGCUAUCGUUCAGGUUUUCUCUAUAAGUGUUUAUCCAUUGUUCACUGUUUUAAAUAUGAUGAAGCAGUGACUGGCAUUGUUUUUUAUCUGGGGCCACUCAUAUAUAUAUAUAUAUAUAUAUAUAUAUAUAUAUAUAUAUAUAUAUAUAUAUAUAUAUAUUGCGAAUUUCCACACAGUUGUUUGUGUUCAAGUUAAUACCUGAUUAUAUACCUGAAAUUAUUAUUGUAUCUAAUCAGUGUAAUACUUCAUAAGUUUUCUCUGAGAUUUAUAGGCUAGUUCUUGUAUGAUUUGCCCAACAAGGGAUCCACUUUAUAAAAAUAAAUAAAUGAAUAAAUAGAAAAUUCUCUAUAAAUAUAUUCCAUAAUUUCAAUUUCCUAUAAAAAUACUUCUCAUUCAAUCUGUAACCCUUAUCAUUCAUUUUGAAAUCCUGCUGUUUUUGUUUUCUCGUGAUGAUCUGAGUAAGGUUGUUUGUGUAAAUGUGAAAAUUUGGAAUAGUCACUUGUUCAUGAGUUCUGCAGUUCUCUGGUGAUGGAUGGUCCCUUUUGAGAAAGAGGAUAUAUAGACCUAUAAAGAGUGGACAAACUUAAGUAACAGGGUGGUUUGUCAUAGUGUCAGCUGAGGGAAACUAUCACACACAAAAAACGAAAAUCAGAGCUUCACAGAUACCGAAAGGUGCGGCCCGUAGCCAGCGUACCUCACGUGGUGCACUGUAGCCAGCACAUAGGUUCUUUGCUGCAUCCUCUCGGUCCCAGCUGCCUGCAACCUUUCAUCCUUUGAGAAGACAUCGUCACAAGCAUAGAUAUAAAAGCCUAGAUGCCGCAUCGGCCGGCCGGACAUACGUCAACAAGUCCGCCAUCUUGGCGCGGUAAUUCAAACAAUGCAGCAGGCUGCAGUAUAUAACGUUUUUCCGCCACUAUUCGCUUAAUAUUGCACGGAUUUUCUUGUCUGAUGGCU
This is a messenger RNA of Macrobrachium nipponense, 5608 nucleotides long. RefSeq lists its product as uncharacterized. The record is from RefSeq and is a predicted model, not a curated record. The transcript is spliced from 24 exons. Lineage: Eukaryota; Metazoa; Arthropoda; Malacostraca; Decapoda; Palaemonidae. Gene Ontology annotation, molecular function: protein binding. The coding region runs from base 153 to 3302 and encodes 1049 amino acids.